AUGCAAAGAUGGAGUCUUGGAUUCCCAGCUCUAUUUCGGUUAAGAAAUUGUGUAUGUAGUGGCAAUUCAUCAUGGGGAGAUGUUUGGAGGUAUUGUCAGUGUAUCGGGUUUUCCAACCCGAGGGUGCCAAAGCCAGUUCAGCAUGGGACCGGGAUUCUGGUGGUUCAGGGAUUAUUUCUAGCUCUCAUGAGUCAAAUGAUUGUUGUGAAUUGGAGCGAGCGAAGUAUCAGGGAGUGGUACUCAGUGGUUAGGUGUGAUUAUCAGAGGAUGAGACCAGCAGCCGGUUUGAAGCGGGGGUCAGAACACCGCAAGAAAGAGAAAGUUGGGUUCGAUUUUCGAUGGCCGUGUUUUGAGGAAUCUGGUUUGGUUAAGGCCAGUAGAAGGGUAGAUCUACGUUUUGGAGCGAUUGCAUGGCCUGGAAGGCUUCUGUAUGGGUUAAGAACUAGUGGUACUCGGCGAGUCACAAGGAUGUACUCGACGAGUUGCUUAAAGGCAGGCAGGAACUUGACGAGUUUGAAGAACAACUCGGCGAGUUGGUUGAAGAUAGCCUUGGACUCGGCGAGUCUGGUCUUGAGUGGUGGAGAUCGUGACAGUGGUCGGAGCAUUUCGAUUUUAUCUUUCCAGUCAGCAGUUGCGAGGUUCUUUAGGAAACUGUGGCAAGGCAAAGGCGUGAUCGUACCGCUCAUCGUGUUUGUGUUUUAUGAUAUGCUAGCUAGUACCAAAGGGCUUGUAGCCCAACGGUAUCAGGUGGUGCACUCCCUCUUUGAGGUCGAGGGUUCAACUCCCGUCGUGGAUAUAAGUGAAAUAGGAUCGGUUAAUGUGAAUCAUUCGAUCUGUGUUUUGAUUUUUUCAUCAGGCUGUGAAUCGAGUACCUUGGGUUUUCAAAGCUUUACAGACAUCGCUAUCUUCAAAGGCAAACAAUGA
Lactuca saligna is the source of this 924-nucleotide messenger RNA. Lineage: Eukaryota; Viridiplantae; Streptophyta; Magnoliopsida; Asterales; Asteraceae. The record is from the annotation of a GenBank genome assembly.